AUGGGGGUGUUAAGAAAGAAUGUUCUUUUUAAUAUGUUCAAAUUAAAGAACGCAUAUUUAGUCAUAGAACAAGGUAGCAAAGGGAAGCUUGUAUAUUCUUCCCAAAAGGGCUAUAUCAACACUGUGGUUUCCCCUGAUAAAGAGUUAGGCAACAGUGUUAAUAGCGUUAAUAGCGGCAGUAGCAGCAAUAGCGGCAAUAGCACCGACCGCCUAAAAAUGAACGACUUCCACUACUUUAACAUAUACUUAUUGAAAAAUAAAAAUUUUGUAAAUUUCGUUUUAACAUACAAUUUUUGUGAAAAUAAAAACAUGUACGUGUGCAUGCUAAUACAUUUAAGUAAUAUAUAUAAUACGCUAAGUGUAAAAGACAUAUGUAGAGUAUUAGAAAAAAUAAUAGAACAUAAUAAAGCGUCCUUUUCACAUUUUUUUAUUAAAGGAGAAACUAUAUUAAAGUUGUAUUCACAUCUUUGUAAUAAUAUAGUUAAGCUAAACGUAUCUGAGUUAGUUACACUUAUGAAAUGCUGUUGUUAUACUAGGAAUGAAUACCCCAUUGAAUGUAUUAGGAAAAUAAAAAAGGUCCUUAUGACCAAGAAUUUAACUUGUUUAAACACAGUUUUGUUUAACGAUAUAUGCAAUUGCUUAGUUAAUAUAAGGAAUGAUUUUAAGUUAAGAAAGUUUCCUUAUGACAACUCUCUACAUUACAAAAUAUUGUUGCACUUAAGGAGUGAAAUUAUGAAUGUAGAUGUUCAUCGCUUUUUUCAAAUACUCCCUUUUUACAUUAACUUAACCAAGGUUUCUCGAGGAGAGCGGGAGCAAAGUGGGGAGAAGCAUGUAACGAUAAAGCACGUUGCCCCUUCAUGCGCGGUUGAAGCAGUGAACACAGGUACUACUACCUUCGAAAAUGUUACCACCUCCGCAAAUAUUACAACCUUUGCACCCAAUGCUCAUACCUCAAGCAGCACUCGGAACCUCCCUCUUGACGACGGUGAGCAUAAAGGAGGAAACCACUCAACCAAUGGAUCGAAUGGAACGAUUGAAAGGGAAAAUAACUUCUUUUUGAGGAACCAAAAUGGAAGAAGCCAUUCAGAGGACAAGCUAAAUAGUAGUAACCUCGUCUUGAGUGAAGACGAAGUGGCUUCGUUAAAAAACAAUUGCAAGUUAAUCUUUUUAAAUAAAAUGAACGAAAUAAACAAGGAUAUGGUUCUACCAGCAGUAACUAUAUUUAAAUGGAUAGAGAUAAAUGAUCGUUUAAUUUUCAUGCAUAUAUGUGAAAUCUUUUUAAAAAAUAUUGUAUUCUACGAUUCAAAAACUGUUGUACGCUUUUUUCGAAAAUGUCAUAGUAUGAAAUUUCAGAAGAUCAGAGAAACUAAUGAUGAUGGGGAAAGAAGGAGUACAAAAGAUGUGAAAAAUGGGCAUGGAAAACAAAACAAGCCAAAAGAAGAUAUAAAUGAGUAUUGCACUUAUGCAGUAGAUAAAGAAAUAGGUAUAAGGGAGAAAACAACAUACAGUAGUAGCAGCAAUGCACGUGGUGCUAAGCCUCUGAGGAUAUUGAAAAUUGACGGUAACCCUGCUGCCACUGCUAAUAUAGAUUCCACUGCUAAUACUGAUAGCACGGACGUUGCAACAAAUUUACUUUUGAACCUAAUAAAUGAGAGGGUUUAUCAUAUGAGCAUUUCCCAGUUAUACUGUGUUACCUAUGGCAUAUAUGGAUUCAUUGAGAACAUGAAACAGUUUUCAAAUUUAAAUAAUUUAAAAAAUAAUAUGAAUUUACUCUUUUCUAUGUGUGUUCAGUACAUAACGAAUUAUGUUAAUAAGGAGAUGAUAAGGAUGCAGAACAAAAAUACAGACUUGUAUGAUGAACAGAUAUUGAAGGAGGAUUAUCCUAAUUCAUGCAAGACCACAACUGGUAGGAGUUUGUUAUAUGAAAAACAAGCAGAACUGAAAAAGGAGAACGUUCUCCGAGAUUUAAACAUGAACAUUGACCACGUAUACAUCUCAUCUACAGGGGUGUACGUCAACGAAGGGGGAAAAAGACUCGAUGAGGGCAAAGGACAACUUAGUCAUCUCAGACAACCGAACAAUCCCAGUAACCCCGGGCCUGCCAGUCCUCCCCGCCUUAUUAUCCUCUCGUGUGAGAUCCUGCUAAACAUAAGCCACUUCAACAUUUCGAAAAAUCAUCGCAAAAUUAAGCUUAUUUAUGAAUGCAUAAAUAAACUCCUCUGUUAUGAGGCGGCUCAAUGGAAUAACGACGAUCUCCUGACCAUGUUAAUGUGUUUGUCCAAUUUAUAUUUCAAAACGAAUGAUAACUACAUUUUCCAUGCAUAUAAGAAAAUUUUAAAUAAAUUAGAAAUGCAGAAAUACGAAAUGAAUGGUCAUCAUUUUAAUAAACUUGCUAUUGCUUUAGGUCCACUACUCCAUGAAGAAAAUAAAUUAAUACAAAAUUUUUCUCAAUUUUUAAUUUUUUAUGUUGAAAAUAAUAUUGUUCCUUUACGUUCUUGUGUUUUCUUAUUACAAUAUAUUAUGAAAAAUUUGUAUAUUAAAUUAAAUGCCCAUCUAGCUCAAUUGAAUUUGUUAAUCAUAAAUAGAUUAUUUUUAUAUUUAAAAGAAGCAUAUACAUAUACACAAAAGUUCGAUGAAGACGAUCCUUCUGUUCAUAUGAUGAUGUUUAAAAGUUUUCUACUUUUACAUUCUAUAAAUGACAAUACGUUAAUAUGUAUUAUGACUACUUUAUCUAUUAUCAUGCAAAAUGAAAAAUAUGGCUCAAAUAUAAAGGACCAGGCAAUCGUCAUUCUUCGAAAAAUUGUUAAGUAUAUUGCACCCAGCUCUUUUCAAAAAUUUCCAAAAAGGUAUAUUCACCUCGACUUGCUCCAAGCGUUGUCUCCCGAUCACGAUCAAGUGAGGCAAGUACUGCUCAGCAGGAUGUAG
Plasmodium malariae is the source of this 2925-nucleotide messenger RNA. Its product is annotated as conserved Plasmodium protein, unknown function. The transcript has a single exon. Bases 1 to 2925 code for a protein of 974 amino acids. The record is from RefSeq and is a predicted model, not a curated record. NCBI's taxonomy places the organism in Eukaryota, Apicomplexa, Aconoidasida, Haemosporida, Plasmodiidae.